This is a messenger RNA of Pediculus humanus corporis (human body louse), 765 nucleotides long. RefSeq lists its product as uncharacterized. The record is from RefSeq and is a predicted model, not a curated record. Bases 1 to 765 code for a protein of 254 amino acids. Lineage: Eukaryota; Metazoa; Arthropoda; Insecta; Psocodea; Pediculidae. Gene Ontology annotation, molecular function: N-acetyltransferase activity. The transcript has 4 exons.
AUGAGUCCGAAUUUGACUUGGGAAAGACCUAAAAACGUACCAAUACCUACAACGUGGUCUAAAUACGAAAGUAAUAAACCUAUGGCCAACGGAAUCAAACCAAAAUUUAUAAUACAAGAUUUUACAGAAGAAUGGAGAGAUCAAGUCAUUCAAAUCGUAACGGAUUUUUUUUUAAGGGAUGAACCUCUAUCGAAAAGCAUAAAUUUUAAAAAGAACAAUAACGACGUUCAAGCAUUUUUAAAAUACAUCCAUGAAUAUUUAAAUAAAAAAAUGGUAUUGAUCGCCAUCGUUGAAAAUUUAAACGAAUUAGGAGAUGGGAAUUUACCCCUAUUGGCAGGUUGUAACAUAACGGGUGUCAUAACAAAAGGUGAAAAAGAAGGUGAUGAUGAUGAUAAGAACGUAUCAGAACAAACGCGAAAAAUAUUUAAAAUUCUAGAAAAAAUAGAAGAAAUGAAUGAUCCUUAUAAAUAUUAUGGGGUUAAUGAAUUUUUAUAUGCGUUGGGGUUGACCGUUCAUCCUGCGUUCAGAGGACAUAAUUUAGGUCACGAAAUACUUAAAGCAAGAUUUCCGCUAUGUAAAGCAACGGGAAUAAAAUCAACGGUAACGGUUUUCACUGCUAUUGCAUCGCAAAUUGCCGCUACGAAAGCCGGAUUUGAAUUAUUGGCGGAAAUUGUUUACGAUGAUUAUAAAGAUGAAAAUGGUGAGGUCGUUUUUAAAAUCGAAUCCACUAAAACUGUUAAAUUAAUGGGAAAAAGAAUCGAAUGA